Messenger RNA from Vollenhovia emeryi, 2633 nucleotides. Its product is annotated as dynein-1-beta heavy chain, flagellar inner arm I1 complex. The transcript is spliced from 11 exons. The coding region runs from base 181 to 2133 and encodes 650 amino acids. NCBI's taxonomy places the organism in Eukaryota, Metazoa, Arthropoda, Insecta, Hymenoptera, Formicidae. The record is from RefSeq and is a predicted model, not a curated record.
GUCGCCGGUGGAUCCUCAUCGAGAAUUUUUAGACAUGGAUACGGACGAGGAAGAUUUUGGUCGACAAGGUCUUUUUCUUCUAACAAGCUCGUUCCCCUUCGGACCGACAUUUGUCCAAUUGACUAAUCGAGAGUCCCGAGACCGAAGAGGAGCUCUCCUCCGAACCAAUCAAACCGGUCUAUGAUCAACAGGACUUGGAUAAAUUGUAACACAAAAGUGCUGCUACACUCUUACUGGUCCUUCCCACUUGCCUCGUACAAGUUGAAUUUUCAUCUCUUUAACGAUACAUUUUUGUGUUCAAGACAGGUACAAUAUGUGAAAGAUCUCACCAUUCUUCCUUCCAUCGAGGACUCGGACUGGAAAGAGGAUUGUUGUACGAUAAUUCGCGAAUACUUCGAGAAUCCAGCUUGCACAUUGUUAUGCAUAUAUUUCCAAGUUGAUACGUUGAAGGCGCAAUUAAGCAUCUCGGACGCGAACCAAAGCGAUUUCGUGUAUUUCUCGCGAAUACCCUCGCAUGUGUUCACCGUCGACAAUUUUCAUGCAACGGUCACCUUCGGCAGCAUCAAUCGUAACGCAAUGGUGUGCGUGUUGAAAGUAAUGGAGAACAUGUACGUGCCCAUCGCGCGCGACACUGGCGAAUGGCCAGAUAUUAUCCGAAACGAUCUGUUUUUCAAUCUACACAACUUUCUCAUGUGCUUAACCGAAUGGGUUUAUAAGCCAAUGGGUUUGACCAAGUUGUACGUCCCAGCAGAGAAUCUGUCCGAUGUCGCAACAUCACCGAGAAGCAGACAGCCGAAUUUUACAGAAACAAGUGGUCCACAUAUCUCGGAAAAAUUGCGCGAAUCGGAAAAGGCAUUAAUCGAUAGAUUUGAAAGAAUUGCACGAUAUUGGGUCAAACAGAUACGACAAGUAUUGGCGAGCAGAUCCACGAGCAAAGGCGAACGAACCAUAUUUGAUGAGUUACAACGUUGGACAGCGAGAUACUUUAAUUUAUGCUGUUUGCACGAUCAGUUAUCGAGUACGGAAAUUCGAUCGAUAUUACAUCUGUUAAAGAACGUUUGUUCACCGAGCGUCGACUCCUUUCAACUGUUGACAUUACAACUUCGUGAAGAAUUGGAACAAGCAGCGUCCAACAUAACAUAUCUGAAUGUUCUGUCAGAAGCUUGUAACAAUCUGAAAUGUCCAGGCGAGAUUGAAGAGCCUGUAAUGAAAAUACUGUUUUUGAUAUUGUUCAUCUGGACAGAAUCUUCAUUUUAUAAUCUGUCGAGCAACACAGAGGUACUUUGUGAGGCUAUAAGCACUCAAAUAGUACAUCAAUGUAAGGAUUGUAUCAAUUUACAAGUGAUACUAGAAGGCGAUGCGGAAAAUGGAAUAGAUAUACUUCGAAAAUGCAUCUCUUGCUGCGAAACAUAUAAAACGACCUAUACUAAAAUUACGAAGAUAACUGCGCUGAUUCGAUCGAAUACCACCUGGGAUGUGAACAAACACUUGAUAUUUAAUUAUAUUGAUACGUUUAUGCAAAGAUGCCGCGAUAUCAUUGAAAUAUGUGAUUCUUCGAUAGUAUUUGGAAGGUGCAAUAAAGUGGGAAUAAUCGGCGGUCCAAGAGGUAUAGAGUACGAUGCCUACUGUCGCCAAAUAGAGAGCCUAUUUUAUGAGAGUCUCGAUGAAAUCAAAUUGAUCCGAGACGACAUUUUGAACGUUACAAAAUCUUCGUGGCUAGAAAGCAUGCUCAAGUUUAGGAACUUUGUGGUGGAAUUGGAGGGCAUGGUCAAAACUUUGAUCGACCGCGUAUUCGAAGAGAUCAAGACCGUCGAGGAAGGCGUCGAGGCUGUUUAUGCCCUACAACGUUUUAAACAUAGAGAAUCUUUGCGAGACAUAUUAUCGAAGAAAUGGGUGCAGGUGUGGAAAGUAUUUGGUAAAGAAAUUGAAAGUUGUAGCAAUAUUAUGACCUUUCAUGAAACGUAUUAUACACCGUUUCAAUGUUACUCGGAAGAUGUAAUUAUACUAUGCAUUAAGCAAUAUUUAGAACGUUUGUUUCACAUGAUGAUGGACAUGUCUGAUUGGAUGGGAGAUUGUUCGGCUGAGAAUUACAUAUUGGAGCAGUAUAAGCGAGUGAUGACAUGUCGAUCAUAGUGGCAAAUGAGUGUCAUUGACAAUAAAAUGACCUAAUUAAUUUUGAGACAAAUUCGGUAACAUGUAUUGAAAUAUUGUAUUCCAGACAAAAUAUAAAGAUGGAAACUAAAGAGUGACUGUAAAAAGAACGGGGUUUUCGCCUGUUUUGCGGCCCUCGAUUUCGGGAUCGAUUCAUAUGCGAAUCAACUCCUUAUGAUAAGAUAUUAAUAGAAAAAAAGUUUCAACUUAAGGUGACAUUUAGUUUUAGAGAUAUGAGUAUUGAGACUUUCGCUUCGCGCUACUCGUCCAGGUGUUUGUGUGAGAGAGGAUCGAAGAGGGCAAGAGAAUUGCACUAAAUUAGAUAUCACUUAUACUUUAUUUUACACAGUGAAUAUUCGAACUUGUGCGUUGCGCACCGGCUUGACGAACACACAGUAAGAAGAAGGCGGAUGUACGUUCUCGCCCUCUCGACGUUUUCCGCUAAUACUAAUAAUCCCGAAUAGAGCCAAAAUUAUUCUGUU